CCUUCCCUUGGCGCUCGCCACUCUCCGCUCUUGCCUCUGCCUCGGUUUCCCUCUCUCCCCUGGCUUUCUCGCUCAGCUGUCUCUGCUCUGUUGGACUGUUUAUGUCGCCCUUACCUCCCCCCUGCGCUUUGGAGCAAGAGAGAAAGAGCGAAGAGCAGUUUCUGUCUCCCUGGGGUCGGACUGUUGUCCCCGCGCUCGGUUCUCCGUCCCCUCCCCCCCCAUCGCCAUUGUUCCCCGGUCCGAGGAGUGCGCUGCACAAACUUGCGAGCGCCCGAGCGCCCCUCCUUCUGUCUUCGCCCCCGCAGGGCCGCUGAUCGCGGUGGCGGAGUUCCCGCUGGCCGGACCUACAGGUUCGGCGGGCCGUGGGGGCGCCCAACAGCCCGGAGCUCCCCGCCUGGGGUCCCCAGCUCUCCCGCCCGGGUCUCAGAAAGUGGGUGGUGUGCCGAUUGAAGGGGAGGACCAGCAGCCAGCUCAUCUCUGUGUCUCCCACACCGGUGCCUGGCACACACUCCAGGACAAGAUGGCGGCCAAGCAGCCCCCGCCUCUCAUGAAGAAGCACAGCCAGACGGACCUCGUGAGCCGCUUGAAGACCCGCAAGAUCCUUGGCGUGGGCGGGGAGGAUGAUGACGGCGAGGUGCACCGCUCCAAGAUCAGCCAGGUCCUGGGUAAUGAAAUCAAGUUUGCUGUUCGGGAGCCUCUGGGGCUGAGGGUCUGGCAGUUUGCUUCUGCUGUACUCUUCUCCGGCAUCGCCAUCAUGGCCCUAGCCUUCCCUGACCAGCUCUACGAUGCGGUCUUUGAUGGAGUCCAGGUGACCAGCAAGACCCCCAUCCGCCUCUAUGGAGGUGCCCUCCUCAGCAUCUCCCUGAUCAUAGUCAGCUGCUUGCUGACAAGUCCUGGCCAUGCAGGGUGCCCGCUGCCACCUCGGGGAGUCCAAUCUGUGGACAGCGCCCUGCAGGCCGUGGCCAUGGCCUCCAUGGGGGCCCAGGCCUUUUAA
This is a messenger RNA of Suricata suricatta (meerkat), 994 nucleotides long. RefSeq names its product tumor protein p53 inducible protein 11 (gene TP53I11). The coding region runs from base 521 to 994 and encodes 157 amino acids. The record is from RefSeq and is a predicted model, not a curated record. The transcript has 8 exons. NCBI's taxonomy places the organism in Eukaryota, Metazoa, Chordata, Mammalia, Carnivora, Herpestidae.